AUGGCCGCGAGCGGUGGCGGUACAGCUUUAAUGGAUCGGUAUUUCACUUCUGAGAAUCAAGACCAAAGAGUCGCCAUGCAAUUUGCUUUUUACAACGUCCUACUUUUCGUCUUGGUAUUUUAGUCUAAUAGUAAAUUAGAACGAUUGACUAAUAAUUGAAUUCAGCUCGGCGUAUCUCUAUGCGGCCUUUUUGCCUUAUACAAUAUGUUGUACAUGUUUCUAACUCCAAUGUUAUGGGCAGUUCUUGUUGGUACAGUACUGUUUCCCUUCAAAAAGCGAGUGACGGAAAUAAUGCAAAGUUUGAUCUAUUUUAUAAACCUGAUAAAUGUGACUAUUUUUCCAGAUUGGCUGAAAGGCCUGCAAUCGAAGAACACAACAUUAGUUCGCGGGAUCAUAAAUUUGCCGGUUAACUGGUUCUGUCGAACUUCUGAAUGCCUAUAUACAACCGCAGCGAGGUAUUUUUCUUGUUUAUUUUUUCAUAAAAUUCAUUUUCUCAGUUCCGACGGAAUUUACAUCGCUGGAGCCUAUGUUGUUCUGAAGUUUCUGAGCUAUGAACGGACAUUUAUGCAUGCUAUCAGUUUUGCUGGUAGAAUCUAUAAUGGUGUCGACGCUUUCAUUCUUUUGUCUGCGAAACCUUGGGUAUUUUUUCAAAGAUUUAUUGUGGCAGUAUUGAAAGAAAAUCUUAAAAUAGGCUUUCAAAUCAAGGCAGUAAUGAAAUAGGGAACUAAUUAAUCAGAAGCGACCUUGGGGCUCCCAUGUAGGAGAUCAAAAUGCAGCUAUCAAAAAACGCCUAAUUGAUCAUCUUAACUCAGCUUCGAGAAACAUUACUCAACUUUUCGCUUAGACAUUUAAUGUAAAAGUAUUUGCUCUAGAAGUUUUUUUUCCCCCUAAACAAUUUUAAAAAUUGAAAUUUAUUUUUGAUGGAAAGUUUUUGAAAUCUUAAGAAAAAAACGUUUCAUCCGCUUUGAAGUUUUCCUCUCCAAGAAAAUAAACUUUUAAAAAUUUCCUGUUUUAGGAUAAUCUCAAAAUUUUGCAGGUUUUCCCGUUAAUUGUGAUUUACUCUGCUGCCUACGCAGGCUGGAUCUACGUUCAGAUGCCGAAACCGAUCAACAAAAAGCUGCUUCGAACGCUUUCGCUACCAAUUUGGUGAAUUCCCCAUCUUAUUAAAAGUGAGAAUAAAGUUUUUUCAGGUAUUAUGUAAUUUCCUACGCCUCAUCGUUCUUCGGGCCGUUCAGAGCGGCCGCUUUUGGAAUUUCGACUGUUGUUCUGGCUCUUCUUUCCGCGGGCGUCGUUGCCGUUGAUAACAACGGGAGCUUUAAAAGUGAUAGUGACGGUUAGUUUAUUAUAAAUUUAAAAAAAUAUGAAGUUAAAUAGUUGAUUGCAGCUGAUGAUAACGAAAAGGAGAAGAAUGAGGUGGAGAAAACGGCCCCAGUCGCUGAGCCAAUGUUCAAAUUCGAAACGAUUACCGAUGAGAAUGGAGAUUCGGUCGCUGCGAUUCGAGCUCCAUGUAGGAUUUCGAAGUUUUUUUAUCAAAAAAAUAAAUAAAAAACCUGAGGAAAAAAGCAAAAUUUCAACGAUUUCAUUUCUUGAAGUUUUUUCACCUAACAGUAAAUAGUAAAAAUUUCACCUAACUUAAAAAAAUAGUAAAAAAAGUUUUUGCGGUUUUAUUUGUGUUCAUAUGGAUUAUCAACCAGAAUCCAGAGAAAACGCAUUGGAAACCAACCAAAAAAUCAAUUUGACAACAGAAAUAAUUAUUAAUCAACUGACUCUAGUGUUUUCUAUUUCCCCAUUUUUUUUUGUUUAGGCGCAGACUUGUUCUGCGCCAUUUGGGUUUUUAGUUUUGACUUUUUUUCCAAAUUGGAUAAUUUUUUUCGUAUUUUUUUGAAAUGAUAUUCUUGUGAAAAAGCUUGAAGGGGGUGUGACAGUCGGCUGAAAAAUGCUCAUAGAAUAUGUUUUCUACCUAUAGGUUCCGAGGCAAAGCGCCGGUUUAAAAGAUUUCCUUGUAGUUUCUGCCCCUUUUCACAAAAUUUGAGCAUUAAUGCAUUCAUUGGUAAAAAAAAAUAGAAAAUGAAGUUCAUCCCUUAUUAUUCUUUCAUCUGCAGCCAUGGAAUCGCUUGUUCUGGACGAGGCAAUCACUGGAGAUCGGCUUAUUCGGAUCGUUUUUAGCCUUUGCGCUUUGCUUUGGGUCGUACGUCAUGACAGCGCCCUCAUUUUAUUAGCGAUUCCUCUCUUCAUCGCGGUCGUAGCUAGGAUUGGUUUGGAAAUAAGUUCUGCAUUCACAAUGAAGAUUGGUAUAAUUUUAGCCAACAACGUCGGUUUAACUGAUGCGCUGACCAAUGCAUUGGACUCCCUCUGGCAGCGUUUCUCACCGGCAGUCAACAAGUUGGUCGAAAUUACCGUGGCCGGACCUCUGAGAGAGUUUGUCAAGGCAUUGAAAAGAACGAUGUUCCUGAAUAAAUAAGAGUUUUCCAGGUUCUUUUCACCUCGGACCAAAUGAUCACGACGUCGCUCCACGACAAGAUGGAUAUGCUCUCUUCGGUGGUCGUUAUGGCUUUACUCGCCUGUUCCGUCCUUUUUGGCUUUGUCUUCAUCGGCUUUCAGCUCCACGGAGAGACUGUUCGUCUUGUUGCCAUAAAAAAACUUUAAAAAAAUUAUGUUUAAAUUUUCGAAAGAUAUUUUCACGGAGAGCUUUUCGAGUUCCAAAAAACUGAAUAAGAGAGGCCCCUUCAUCAUUAAUUUAUUCAGCAGUAAAUGGACUUUUUCUAAAGGCUUUUAAGCUUUCUAUCAUAAAAGUCUGAAAAAGGUAAUGAAAAAAAAGAAGUGGUCUAUAAAACAACUCAAUUUUUGAAUUCAACUCGUUUUCUUUUGUUCAUUCGUUCACUUAAGCUAGGACAUUGUAUGGUUUUUUUAUUUGAGUUUUUUUUAAAUUAUUUAAUUGACUGAAAAAAAUUUCUAAGACUUUUUAAGGUCCACCUCGUGCGCUUGACUUCGAAUGUUGUCAGCUCGCGACCAGAUUGGCUCGGCGCAGCUAUGAAUUAUACUGAAGAUCAACUGGAAGAUCACGAUAUCGACAUCGACGCCUAUGUGCAACAGGUCUCAUCACGAAAAAUGCAGAAAUGAUAAUAUUGGAAAUUCCCAGGCCUAUGAACAGGGAAGAGCAUGGUUGGCGUCGAAUGUCCGCAACUUAUCCAAUGGCAAGGACUCCAAACGGGCCGAUAUGCUUGAAAAUCAAGUGAAACAGGUUUUUUUGGAAAAAAAGAUCGAGCAAAAAAAGAUGAAAUUGAAUUUAGAUUGUCGACAACUUGUACCAUUUAUGGGAGCAGCGCAAUGUUGUUACUAAGAGUAAAUUUCUAAUACGAAAAAUAUCAUUAAUAAUUUUCUAACAGAUGCUUCAACGACGGAUAUCGCGAGAGCUGGUUGGAUGACUCAGCUGAAAAGUGUCACGGAUCUUGCCGCGCUAAAGGAAGAACUCACCUUGAUUGUCAAAGAUAACUUGGAUACUCUUAUGGGGGUGAGAAUUUAACUUUCGUUCUGGAAAAUCAGAAGCAAAGUGUUUGAACAUAAGAUGAGAUACGUACGAAUAAAAAUUGGUAAGGGAUCAGUUCUAAGAGUUGAAAAUUGUAUUGAAAUAUAUAUGUUAGUAAAAUAUUUUACUUUUUUUAUCGUUUUUGUUUUUAACGUAGAAAAAAACGCUUUUAGCAACAAAAAAAUGACGCGUUUUUUUGAGGGGAAGUGGGGGUGGCUCUGCGGUCCCUAAUAUAAUAAUCUAAAAAGUCAGUUGUUUUGAAAUUUUGAGUGUUUUUCUCAAGAGACCUAGCAUUUUGAGAUUAUUCAACUGCUUUUUUUUUGAUAUUUUUUUUUAUUUUCCAGGUCGCGCAGUCAGUUGGAGCAAUCCUUGCCGCCAAUCUGACAUUUUUCUCUUCGAUUCUGGCCGCUUUUGCUGGAAUUAUUCUGGGAUUCGGUCUUGAUAUCGUCAAUCUUCUCAUAGAGAUUGUGAGUAGGAAUUUCACUUCAAGACAUGAUUAGUGUUCAUUUUCAUUUUUUUUGAAUCAAAAAUAAAUACGGUUCAGAUUGUGUUCCUGACCAUGGUGUACUACCUUCUGUCUGCUUCUAGAACCAGAUGGCUGCCCCUUCAGUGGGCCAGCGAUUUGUCGGCUGUGACCAGCAUGGCCGAACUCAACCCCGGCGUCGCCGACAAGCACCACAUCACUGCCGCCAUCGAACACGCAAUAUUGUUCGUCUCCAUAGAGCGCAUCUCAUCAAUACGAUCAAUAUUUACAGCGGCGUUUUUGUCCUCUCUGCAAAAAUGUCGGUUUUUUACGGCCUGUACACUUAUUUUGUGCACAGCUUGUUCGACCUCAACAUUGUUUUCGUCCCCUCAUGUGAGUUUGACCGUUUUUGGAUUUUUGAGAUCUAGGAGGUUUUCUGAAAAAAAUUGAGUGAGAGCUAAAACAAAUUCAUUCAUACAUCUUGAGGCUCUUAACUAAUUUUAACUGUUAAGUUAAAAAUUUCAAUGAUCAUUAUCAAAAACUAUACAAUUUCUGCUGGAAGUCAUACAAUGGAAAAUUUUUUUUCAUAAAACCUUUCUUUUCUAUCUCACUGCGAGCAUUGGAGGCCGUGCCACGCUAAGCUAUCUGGCGGCCUCGGCCUCCUCCGCUCGCAGCUGCUUCCGUGGCGCAAUAGGCAGCGCGUUCGGCUGUUAACCGAAAGGUUGGUGGUUCGAGCCCACCCGGGAGCGAGACAUUUUUUCGAUUUGCAAUUUUUUUUUAGUCAUUGCCUCGUUGUUCGCUGCGAUUCCCAUCAUGCCGCCAUACAUUGUGGCUAUUUUUGGAGUUUUUGAGCUCUGGCUGGUUAGUUUUCUCUUUUAAAAAAAAAGGACAAAAUUUCUCAUUUUAGGUUAGAGGAGAAGGAGCCGCUGCACUUGUUUUUGCACUGGCGUCAGUUUCUCCAAUCAUGUAUGUUGAUAAGACGUUCUACACUGAAGUCAAGUUUGUUUUAAAUUGGGAUUGAGAUAAUUCGAAAUUUGGUUCCAGAGGGUCUCAUCCAUAUGUCACGGGUCUCUCCAUCAUCGGAGGAAUGUACUGGUUGGGUCUUCAGGUAAGAAAAAAUUAGAAAAAUUCUUUAUUAGUUAAAAAAGUCCGAAAUUAGAGCCAAGAAUAUUUGAAGAAAGUCUAGUACAUAUUUUUAGAAAUUAGAAGUUUGUACCUGAAGAUGGAUAGCAUGAACCUCAAAAAAAAAUUUCCGAUUGGGUUCUGGAGGUUUUAAUAAUUCACUCAAAAACACUUCAUUUUACAUGUUGGAUCAAAGUCAAUUCUAAUUUUUGAGGACAGAUUUAUAAUUUUUAUGCUCCUUUCUGCAUGAAAGCCUUAAUCUUCAAAGUUUAGGGAGCUAUCAUAGGGCCGAUCGUUUUGUGCCUAUUUCUCGUGCUGGUCAACGUCUACCUUCAAUUUGUGAAGCCGACUGCCACUUCCACCACUCCACGGGCUCUCACUCCGGCUCCUUCACACCCAAUUCUCAAGAAAAUUGAAUAA
Caenorhabditis auriculariae is the source of this 5531-nucleotide messenger RNA. The record is from the annotation of a GenBank genome assembly. NCBI's taxonomy places the organism in Eukaryota, Metazoa, Nematoda, Chromadorea, Rhabditida, Rhabditidae.